GCAGCUCGGAGCUCAAAACGCACCGGAUGAACUUGAGCAGCUGACCGGGAAACAGUUGAUCCGUGCGGGCUAAAUUUAUCCAGUGUUGACGGUCCGGAGGAGGAAGAAGACGCAGUUUAUUCUAAAGAAGCAGUCAGAGUGGAUCAGUGACCGGGCGGUGAUCAUGACUGAGCCCGCAGGGAAGAGGUUAAAGAGCGGCCUGCCGCUGUGCACCGCGCACCGGAGCUCCGCGGGCAGCCGGGCCAGACACAACCUGCAGGCCGCCGUGGAGGAGGCUCUGUGCGGGGUGAGCAGCCUGCUGUGGGACGGAGCGUACCGCCUGCAGGCUCUGGCCAGUGUGUUUGAGCGGGACGACGUCGCUCUGCCCCGCGUCGCCUCUUUCUUCCACCAGGAGGCGCUGAAGCAGGAGGAGGAGGCCGAGGCCAUGCUGGGGUAUCUGGCUGAGAGAGGGGGCAACUACUGCGGCAGGGACAUCCAGAAGCCGGGUUGCGAGGCGGUCUGCGCGCUGUUGCCGGCUCUGGAGCUGCUGCUGCUCCAGCUGAAGGAGGAGGUCGGCGUCCUGGUGGAGCUGAACCAGCUGGCUCGCACCAACGGCGACCCGCACACCGCCAGCGUCGUGAAGAGCCACUUCCUGACGCCGCGGGUGGACCGCCUCAAACUGCUGGGAGACCUGCUUACCAACGCCCGGCGGGUGGGCUGCACCAGCGACCACACGGGGGGGUUCGGGGAGUACCUCCUCAACGAGCUGCAGGAGGAGCUCACCAGAUGAUCAAUCAGUCUGGAUCAAUACGAUUGGAAAUGUCUGAGAACAAAAGUUAAAUUUGCUUUGUGAAAGAUAUAAAUAUUAUUUUCUCCAAAGAACCAGGGUGCAUUUUGGGAAAUUUUCUCGUUAGCCACCUCCCCCUUCCUCCCGUACAGAGAUCUGUCGAGGUCAUAUGUAGCCUAGCUUAGCACAAAAAGACUAGAAGAAGUAACUUCACUCCGUCAAAAGAGAGAAAUACUUUCCAGGGUGUGUUUAGCCUAGCUUAGCACAAACACUGAAAGCAGAGGGAAACUGCUAGCCUAAUAAAAUGCACCUUAAACAACCCUAAAGCUCUUGAACGUUCUCCGUUAAAGUAUGUUUUAUGAUUAUAUUAGUGAAUAAUAAUCAGUUUUUGAUAAACGGGAAAUUCAACCUAUCGAGGAGGUCUCGGCUGCAGGCUAUUUAGCCUAGCUUAGCACAAAUACUGAGCCAAGCUCCAUGAAAAGAACAGAAGCACCUUUAAACAAACUGUUCUUCAGUUUAAGCUUUAAUCUAACAUUCAAAGCAGCUAGCUAACUAGCAAAGUGCCUCCUAUCAUUCUUGUUGUUUAUUUUAUUGUUUGUGUGUUUAAAUAGUAAAUUAAAGAAACAGAAGGUGACGUCAUCCUGGGUGUGUUUAGCCUAGCUUAGCACAAAGACUGCACCAAAAGAAAAAGAAAAUCCAACCUAACGUCUCCAAAGCUCUGAUUUACAUUUGGUAUCUUGUUAGCUUACAAACCCUAAACUCUACUUUAAUGAGAAUUAGAUCUGUUUUUUUUGUAUUAAAAUUAUAUUUUUCUGAACAUAUUUUUCUACAAAACUGAGCCAGUGUAAAUUUUGAUUAUCACGAAUAUAUAAACUUACCAAAGAAGUGCUAAUGUUCAAUAACCAGUUAUAUAGAAACUAUAUAAACUAAAUAAAUUAAAAACGAUGUUUAUUUGACACGUUGAGACGUUGUACGUGUGCUGCUACGCUUUGUCUUCUGUUUGUUAACUCGUGUAUACAAACAUAUGAGUGUGAUUUCAUUUUUAUCAUUUAUUCACCGCGUGUUCAGUAUUUAAUCUUAUAUUCUUGUUUUGUGACUUUUAUUGUGACAGUCUCACUACGGAGGCCACGAGGUGUUUGACAGUUGUACGUUUAUUUUCAGAUGUUUGUUGUUAUUGGUUUGGGUUUGUUGUGUAUUAUGUAAUAAAGUUUACUUUGUUUCAAAUGUUUAUAAAGUCCAGAAAUAAUAAAAAUAAAGUUAAAGAACCGUU
Messenger RNA from Morone saxatilis (striped sea-bass), 2036 nucleotides. RefSeq lists its product as uncharacterized. Gene Ontology annotation, molecular function: ferric iron binding; ferrous iron binding. Lineage: Eukaryota; Metazoa; Chordata; Actinopteri; Moronidae. Gene Ontology annotation, cellular component: cytoplasm. The record is from RefSeq and is a predicted model, not a curated record. Gene Ontology annotation, biological process: iron ion transport; intracellular iron ion homeostasis. Bases 164 to 769 code for a protein of 201 amino acids. The transcript has 3 exons.